UUUGAAGUAUACUUCAUCUUCUCCAAAGAAACUAAAAAAGAAAAUGGACUGUGGGCGAUGUUUGUUUUUCACAUGUGUAUGGCUGUUGCUCGUAUUUGCAUCUUCUGGUCAAAAGGUAUCUGUCUCUUUUUACUACGAAACUCUGUGUCCGUAUUGUGCUGAUUUUAUAGUGAAUCAUCUGGUCAAAGUGUUCGAGAACGGCCUCAUCUCCAUUGUCGAUCUCAGGUUGGUUCCAUGGGGAAAUGCUUUCUUCAAAACCGAUGGCUCCAUUGUCUGUCAGCAUGGACCAGACGAAUGCUUGCUGAAUACCAUUGAUGCAUGCGCUAUAAACAUGUACCCUGAUGUGGAAAGGCAUUUCAGUUUUAUCUAUUGCAUAGAGCGAUUGACAUUGAUGAACCAGCUGAGCUCGUGGGCCAACUGUUUUGAAAUGGCUGGGUUGAGUAGGGAACCUAUUGACUGCUACACAAAUGGAUAUGGAAGAUCACUAGAAGAGAGAGAUUUUGCAGAAACUAGUCAGCUAAAUCCACCGCAUAGAUUUGUGCCCUGGUUGGUUGUGAAUAAUCAACCACUGCAAGAGGACUACGAAAAUUUCAUGAGCUAUAUUUGCAAUGCUUAUAAAGGCAAUGGAUUACCAGAGGCGUGCCUUGGGCUUCCAUUGAAGAAUGAGUACUGGGUGGAGAAGUCCAAUUCAAUCAAUCGAGUUUGCUAUGCCAACAAUACAUUAGCACCAGCAACAAACCAAAUUCCCUGAAAAUCACCACAAUAUGUAUAUAUAUAUAUAUAUAUACUAUAUGUAUACAUAGUGAUCACUAUUAAUAUGAUGACUGAACUGGGAUUUAUUUGAAUCUGAACACCCAAUUGAAUUUAUUUUU
Messenger RNA from Carica papaya (papaya), 872 nucleotides. Its product is annotated as gamma-interferon-responsive lysosomal thiol protein-like. Gene Ontology annotation, molecular function: oxidoreductase activity, acting on a sulfur group of donors, disulfide as acceptor. NCBI's taxonomy places the organism in Eukaryota, Viridiplantae, Streptophyta, Magnoliopsida, Brassicales, Caricaceae. The record is from RefSeq and is a predicted model, not a curated record.